AGCCCGCGGUCUCUACGGUUAAUUGGGAGCGCGACGGGAGGCAUCCCACUACCCGGCGACGCUCAGUUCUCAGUGUCGCUCUCUGGGAGGGCAGGCAGGACUUUGUUUAGUUAGGGCGGCGACCCCACGGUGGGUAGGGCGCGCGAGGCGCUGAGGGACUCUGGCCCUUGCGCCGCCUAGAGAGGGAAGAGAGUGUGACCAGUCCGAAGUCAAAAGCGUCGUUUUCCUGUCCCAAAGGGUAGGGGCACAAUGGACAGGCUCCUAACGCCCAGGGAAUCCGCUAAAUUCAUUGCAGAAAACAGCCGGGAUGUGUUCAUUGACAGCGAAGGCGUACGGAGGGUAGCCGAGCUGCUGCUGGCCAAAGCGUCGGGGCAGGAGCUGCGCGUGGAGGGGUGGAAGGCCCUUCAUGAGCUGAACCCCAGGGCGACAGACGAGGCCGCGGUCAACUGGGUGUUCCUGACAGACACUCUCAACUUCUCCUUUUGGUCCGAGCAGAACGAGCACAAGUGUGUGGUGAAGUAUAGGGAGAGAACGUACAGUGGGUACUGGUCCCUGUGCGCCGCAGUCAACAGAGCCCUCGACGAAGGAAUACCUUUGACUAGUGCCUCAUACUAUGCCACAGUGACCCUGGAUCAGGUUCGCCAUAUAUUUCGUUCUGACUCAGAUGUUUCCAUGCCUUUGAUAGAAGAGAGGCAUCGGAUUCUCAAUGAAACCGGAAAAAUUCUGCUGGAGAAGUUUGGAGGCUCAUUUCUUAAUUGUGUGCGAAAAAGUGAAAAUAGUGCACAGAAGUUAAUGUACUUGGUUGUUGAAAAUUUUCCUUCCUACCGAGAUGUAACUCAGUUUGAGGGGAAAAGAGUUUCUUUUUACAAACGAGCCCAAAUCCUUGUAGCAGAUACGUGGAGUGUAUUAGAAGGAAAAGGAGAUGGCUGCUUUAAAGAUAUCUCCAGCAUCACCAUGUUUGCUGACUAUAGAUUACCUCAGGUUCUUGUUCACCUUGGAGCCCUGAAAUACUCUGAUGAACUACUAAAGAAGCUUCUCAAAGGAGAGAUGCUCUCGUAUGGGGAUAAGCAAGAGGUGGAAAUCAGAGGCUGCUCACUUUGGUGUGUUGAGCUUAUCCGGGAUUGUCUUUUGGAGCUUAUUGAAAAAAAGGGUGACAUACCUAAUGAAGAGAUCAAUUCCAUUCUUCUGGAUUAUUUCUUAUGGGACUAUGCCCGUGACCAUAGGGAAGAUAUGAAAGGAAUUCCAUUUCAUCGUACACGUUGCAUAUAUUAUUGACCCCAAGGGUAAACUGAUCCAAAGAAAACUCCCUGAAUGUUUAUAACAUAUAAUCAUUUUUACAGUUUUGCUUUGAUAGUAAGAAAAGAUGAUAGAAGUUACAGGAAUGAAAAAAAUUGAUUAUCCAAUCUCACUUAAAAAAAUUUUUCCAGACAUAUCACUGUGUAUUCCCAAGCUUAUCAUUUGCUUGCUUAAUUUUGACUCUAUUUUUCUUUUCUGUGGACAUGUAGUUGACAGAAAUAGUGAAUGAACUUUAAUAUUUUAUUUAAAUCUCAGAUUUCUUAAUUAAUCAUGCUUUAUGUGACUAAUCUUCGGUGACAAUAUUUAAUCUAUUCAAUUGAUAUCUUCUUUCAUGGUAUAGUAAUUUUCUAUAUGCCUUAAUCAUUUGAUAUAAAAGAGAGAGAAGGUAGGGUUUUUGAUAUAUGAAUGAUGUUGCUCUUGUAAAAAUCAACAUAGACACCUUAUUUUAAACUUUUUAUGGGUAAUAAUAGUGGGUUUUGUACUUUAUGAUUUUCAAUUUAGGAUAUCUGUCUAAUAUAUAUAUAUAUGU
Molecule: messenger RNA, 1825 nt
Organism: Microcebus murinus (gray mouse lemur)
Lineage: Eukaryota; Metazoa; Chordata; Mammalia; Primates; Cheirogaleidae
Gene: QNG1
Product: Q-nucleotide N-glycosylase 1
Source: RefSeq, a predicted model, not a curated record